UUACGUAAAACACCGUUCGUUUUGUCGUCGUUCUCGUGCCUCCCCGCGGACCAACAUUUAAAAGGACUCCGCUGGCGUAGUUUCUAGCUCGUUUUAAAUCCCCGUUCGCGAGUGAACGCCACCCCCGCUCGAAUACCAACGCGAGGAGUUUAGUGUUUAUGAAUUCCGCACUGUUGCUCCGUCGCACGCUGACGACAUCGAUUGGCACCGCCGCCGGUAAGCAGUUGUUAUCUAGGUCAUCAUCAUCGUCAUUACCGUCAGCUUCGGCGAUUCGCAAAUUCGGUCCGACAACGUUCGCCGCUCAAUCAAACGUCAGUAGUGUUGGUGGUGCUUUCGUCGGUGGUGCGCGUACAUCCUCGUUUUGGGCGGUCAACAGCAGCAGCGGCAGCAGAUCAAGCGGCUCCCUCCUAAUCAGUGAUAAUCGAAUCCUUCCGGUGGUGGUGGCAUUUGGCAAUCGCGGCAGAAAAAUGAGCGGAGACUCGAGCAAACCAAAGAUUGUGUUCGUACUGGGAGCGCCCGGCGCCGGCAAGGGAACCCAGUGCGAAAAGAUCGUGGAAACUUUCGGCUUCACGCAUCUGUCCGCCGGCGAUCUGCUGCGGGAGGAACGGAAACGCGAGGGUUCCGAAUACGGGGCCCUCAUCGAGGACAACAUCAAGAACGGCCGGAUCGUUCCGGUGGAGAUUACCUGCGCCCUGUUGGAGAACGCCAUGAUCAAAACCAAGGAGGCCACCGGCAACGAUAAAUUCCUGAUCGAUGGGUUCCCCCGCAACGAGGAUAACCUGCAGGGCUGGAACCGCAAGAUGGCCGACAAGGUCCAGCUGUUGUUCGUGCUGUUCUUCGAGUGCUCCGAGGACCAGUGCGUCCAGCGGUGCCUAAAGCGAGGCGAGAGCAGCGGCCGCUCCGACGACAACCUCGAAAGUCUGAAGAAGCGCUUCAACACCUACAUCAACGACACGAUGCCCAUCAUCGAGCACUACCGGAAGCAAGAUCUGGUGAAACCGAUCGACGCUGCCCCAGCUCCGGACGAUGUGUUUGAAGCGGUCAAAGCCGCCUUCAAGGGGUCGUACUAAGAGGGAGCUUUCCCCACGGGCGAGGGCGAGGACACCCGGAACAUGAGGUAAGACGGUGACGGUUAUCCAUUUUACGUUCGUAUACAACACACACACAGAGUUUACACAGUUCGUACUUUUUUUUUUGUUAAAUAAUAAUGGCAAGCAAAGCAAAGUGACAGAAGCGUAGUUCUAAUCGAGUCAUUCCGUACAGUUUUUGAACUUUUGAGUCGACAUACCUACAUAAGCCUACAACAGUCCCCGGGGCCGAUUCCGCAAUCCAACUAGCAACCAAAAAUGAAUCUUUAGAUGAUAUAUGCUGCAUGUGCUAGAAAACGCUCUUAGUCCAGCAUCGCCAAGAGAUGUGUUUAGUAUUUAUGUGUGAAUCAGUGAGUAUUAGCCGAAAGAGAGGGGGAGAUCGCCGCAAGAAGUGCUCGUUACUUUGUUGGUUCUUCGUUGGUCGGGAUGGGUUUGUAGUUCGAAUACCUAAAAAUAGGCAAUUAUUAUAUGUACUAGUUCCGUGGAAUGGAGUGACCGUUUGUUAGGUAAAGCGAAAGUUGAGGUCGAAUAAAUUCGGUGAGCAUUUUACUUGGCA
Aedes albopictus (Asian tiger mosquito) is the source of this 1644-nucleotide messenger RNA. It is a transcript of the gene Dak1, whose product is annotated as UMP-CMP kinase. Gene Ontology annotation, biological process: 'de novo' pyrimidine nucleobase biosynthetic process; UDP biosynthetic process; CDP biosynthetic process. The coding region runs from base 159 to 1070 and encodes 303 amino acids. The record is from RefSeq and is a predicted model, not a curated record. Gene Ontology annotation, cellular component: cytoplasm; nucleus. The transcript has 2 exons. Gene Ontology annotation, molecular function: ATP binding; UMP kinase activity. Lineage: Eukaryota; Metazoa; Arthropoda; Insecta; Diptera; Culicidae.